CACUACUUUGAAUUGAAGACGUAUUUUGUAUAUUAAUAUCAAUGUAUUAUUGACUCAAUAAUUGAUUCAAUGAUUACUACAUUGUUUGGAGACUUACUGUAAAUAUUACAACAAAACAAUUAAUUACAUUAUUGUCAUCAAAGACAACAACGACAAGACAUGUGUCGAUGAUUGACACCAAACAAGUGGUCAAUGAAAAUGUUUUGUUACGAUCUGUCGGUUGCAAAGUAUUUGUCAGCCGUUUAUCUCUUGUAUUCAGUGUUUGGUUUUACGAGAGUUGAGUGCCAUAUCGGUCAACAGUGUUCACUGCUGAGGAUGUGUCUACCGAUCUCAUCGCACGUAUACUGCGAUGAGUCCAACAUCUGUCGGUGUAAGAAGGAGUACCCGAUCUCAGUCGGACCGCAUUCAUGUCUGGCCCCCAAACAAGUAGGAGAGCGCUGUUCACAUCCAGAGGAAUGUACUCACAAUGACAAGAAUUCUCACUGCAAUCAAAGUCCAUAUACCAGUCGUUGUGAAUGUAAUCCCGGAUUCAAUUUUGAUCGCAACCAUCGCGUCUGUGUAUUGACUGAAACUAAAAACACGAGAAAAGGCUCAAAUCCUGUGCUAAUGAUACCGACCGCCGCCGGUCUUCUUAUGGCUUGUUUUAGUCUGUUAUGUUGUUGUGCUCUUAUAUGGCAUAAUCUUUGCCGAAAACAAGAUGUUUUGGUCAGAAAUGGUCAUAACUCGUCAAAUAGUGGCAGAAGUCGUCGAUCUGCAAGUAAUACGGAUUCAAGACGUGGCACUACAGCUCAUAAUAGGCGCCAUCAGAGCAAUGAUAAUAACCAGACAACCGGUCAUUUGCCUCCAUAUGAAUCCAUAUUAAUUGAUAGCAUGAAUAACGAUCCGCCUCCCAGUUAUGAGGACGUUAUUAAAGAGUCUCAAACGCAGAUCACUGGAUCAACACAUGAAGACUCGGUGACUGAAACUAAGAUAACUUAAUAUCAAUUAAAUUGUGUCAAAAAACUAUUACAUCAUUAUUAGCACAAUUAACUAAAAAAU
Oppia nitens is the source of this 1038-nucleotide messenger RNA. RefSeq lists its product as uncharacterized. The record is from RefSeq and is a predicted model, not a curated record. The transcript has 3 exons. NCBI's taxonomy places the organism in Eukaryota, Metazoa, Arthropoda, Arachnida, Sarcoptiformes, Oppiidae. Bases 193 to 978 code for a protein of 261 amino acids.